AUGGAGCCCCGGCCACUCCUCCUGCUCCUCGGACUCUGCUCAGCUGGCCUCGUCCUGGCCUCCAAACAUGAGACCCGUCUGGUGGCAAAGCUCUUUGAAGGCUACAACAGUGUGGUACGGCCCGUGGAAGACCACCGCAAUGUCGUGGAUGUCACGGUGGGCCUGCAGCUGAUACAGCUCAUCAACGUGGAUGAAGUAAAUCAGAUCGUGACAACCAAUGUUCGUCUGAAACAGCAAUGGGUGGAUUACAACUUAAAAUGGAAUCCAGAUGACUAUGGUGGCGUGAAAAAAAUUCACAUUCCCUCGGAAAAGAUCUGGCGUCCAGACAUCGUUCUUUAUAACAAUGCAGAUGGUGACUUUGCCAUUGUCAAGUUCACCAAAGUGCUCCUGGACUACACUGGCCACAUCACGUGGACACCUCCCGCCAUCUUUAAAAGCUACUGUGAGAUCAUCGUCACCCACUUUCCCUUUGAUGAACAGAACUGCAGCAUGAAGCUGGGCACGUGGACCUACGAUGGCUCCGUGGUGGCCAUCAACCCGGAAAGCGACCAGCCAGACCUGAGCAACUUCAUGGAGAGUGGAGAAUGGGUGAUCAAGGAGUCCCGGGGCUGGAAGCACUGGGUGUUCUAUGCCUGCUGCCCCUCCACCCCCUACCUGGACAUCACCUACCACUUUGUCAUGCAGCGCCUGCCCCUCUACUUUAUCGUCAACGUCAUCAUCCCCUGCCUGCUCUUCUCCUUCUUAACCGGCCUGGUGUUCUACCUGCCCACAGACUCAGGAGAGAAGAUGACCCUCAGUAUCUCUGUCUUGCUGUCCUUGACCGUAUUCCUUCUGGUCAUUGUGGAACUGAUCCCUUCCACCUCCAGCGCCGUGCCCUUGAUCGGGAAGUACAUGUUGUUUACCAUGGUGUUCGUCAUCGCAUCCAUCAUCAUCACUGUCAUCGUCAUCAACACCCACCACCGCUCCCCCAGCACCCACGUCAUGCCCGAGUGGGUGCGGAAGGUUUUUAUCGACACUAUCCCAAAUAUCAUGUUCUUCUCCACGAUGAAAAGACCAUCCAGAGAAAAACAAGACAAAAAGAUUUUUACAGAAGACAUUGAUAUUUCUGACAUUUCUGGGAAGCCAGGGCCUCCACCAAUGGGUUUCCACUCUCCUCUGAUCAAACACCCCGAGGUGAAAAGUGCCAUUGAGGGCAUCAAAUACAUCGCAGAGACCAUGAAGUCGGACCAGGAGUCCAAUAAUGCGGCUGAGGAAUGGAAGUAUGUUGCGAUGGUGAUGGACCACAUUCUCCUGGCAGUCUUCAUGCUCGUCUGCAUCAUCGGAACCCUGGCUGUGUUUGCAGGUCGGCUCAUUGAAUUAAAUCAGCAAGGAUGA
Messenger RNA from Dama dama (fallow deer), 1374 nucleotides. It is a transcript of the gene CHRNA1, whose product is annotated as cholinergic receptor nicotinic alpha 1 subunit. Bases 1 to 1374 code for a protein of 457 amino acids. Gene Ontology annotation, biological process: signal transduction; regulation of membrane potential; chemical synaptic transmission. The record is from RefSeq and is a predicted model, not a curated record. Gene Ontology annotation, cellular component: synapse; postsynaptic membrane; neuron projection. The transcript has 9 exons. Lineage: Eukaryota; Metazoa; Chordata; Mammalia; Artiodactyla; Cervidae. Gene Ontology annotation, molecular function: acetylcholine-gated monoatomic cation-selective channel activity; transmembrane signaling receptor activity.